CUUUCACCUACCUCCUCCUCCUCUUCUUCUUCUUCUUCUUCUUCUUCUCUGGUAAAAAAGAUCCAAUUUUGAACCAAGAAAGCCAUGGAUCUGGCACCAGAACAGCAACAAAACUUGAGUUUACUCUCACUUUUCAAAGAAUCACUUUCCAUCCCAAAGAGAUCUCCACAAACUUUUUACAGAAUCACUCUCAGCUUAAUCUUGCCACUCUCUUUCGCAAUCUUAGCUCAUUCCUUCUUCACCCAUCCCAUUCUUUCUCAACUCCAUGAAAACCCAAGUGCUUCUCAUGCUUCUCAAUGGACCAAACUCCUUUUCUACCAAUUCUGUUACUUAAUUUUCCUCUUGGCCUUCUCCCUCCUCUCAACCUCUGCUGUUGUCUUCACUGUCGCUUCUCUUUACACUUCAAAACAAGUAUCUUUCUCCUCAAUAAUCACUGCUCUGCCUAGCAUCUUAAGACGCCUCUUCAUUACUUUCAUAUGGGUUUUCCUCUCCAUGCUUGUUUACAACGCUGUCUUGUCCUUUUUCAUUGUACUCAUGUUAAUUGCCUUUGAGAGCAAAAGCAAAAACAGUAUUGCUCUGUUUUUAGUCUCUGUUUUUCUCCUCUCUGUUUUCUUCCUUGUUGUUCAUGUCUACUUAAGUGCUUUAUGGCAUCUUGCUAGUGUGAUUACUGUUCUUGAACCAAUUCAAGGCCUUGCUGCUUUUAAGAAAAGCUAUGAGCUGUUAAAAGGGAAAAUUAGAAUGGCUUCUGUGUUGGUUUUGGGGUAUUUGGUGAUUUUUGGUGUAAUUAGUAGUGCUUUUGGUUCAAUUGUGGUGGAUGGUGGUGCUAAUAAGGAUCAUGAAGGAUACAGUGUUUUUGUUAGGAUUGUUGUUGGAGGGAUCUUGAUUGGUGUUCUUGUGGUUGUGAUUUUGGUGGGGCUUUUGGUGCAAAGUUUGUUUUAUUAUGUGUGUAAGAGUUAUCAUAAUGAGAGGAUUGAUAAGAGUGCUUUGUAUAAUCAUCUUGGUGGGUAUUUGGGUGAGUAUUAUGAACCUCUUAAAGGGAACAUGCAAAUUGAUGAUAGCUUCGAGGUAGAGAUGAAAGGUGGAGAGACUGCUUGAAGCUUUUUUUGAUGAGUUUUGGUGGUGAUUGUGUUGAGAUAAAAGUAAAAUUAAUAAAUCUUAGCACUUCAUUUUCCCUUUUUUAUGUUUAGUUAUAUGUGUUUUUGUAAUGAAAUGCAAUGCAAUCGAAUCGAUGAUUACUUUUCGUGUAUAUAACUUAAAUGAGAUUUUGUAUGGUUUAUUGUCCUUUCA
Messenger RNA from Solanum tuberosum (potato), 1287 nucleotides. RefSeq lists its product as uncharacterized. The coding region runs from base 85 to 1095 and encodes 336 amino acids. Lineage: Eukaryota; Viridiplantae; Streptophyta; Magnoliopsida; Solanales; Solanaceae. The record is from RefSeq and is a predicted model, not a curated record. The transcript has a single exon.